UCUCCUGAACCUCGCUUAGAGCCUUCUACGUCUCCUUUGUGUACUAGCUUGAUCUACACUCCCACGCUCUCUCCUUUUCUUUCCUUCUCUGCCUCGCUCGCUCAUCAUGAGCUCGCAGCGUUAUCAACGGGUAAACGCCCACGACGAAGAUGACCCAAAUCCUUACCCGUCGAAUCCGUCCCGGUCGAACUCGCACCUCACUCCGUCCUCUCCACCUCCCUCGUUCCACUCUCGCUCCUCCUCGCCUUCCUCUAGACGCCUUUUAAACGAUGAGUCUCGCCGGGCCGACGAUGCGGAUCAGACUCUUGCCGACGCGUUCGACGAUGGGAGCGACUCGGAGGCUGAAAAUGAGCCUGACGAUAGGCAGCGCUUAAUGCGGGCGAACCCCGAGCCGCGAUCUAUUGCCGGUGGUAGCGACUACAACAACGAUGAUAACGGGGACGGGAACGGUAGUGCCGCCGCGUCUUCGUCAAGCCAAGGGGGAGGGCAAGGACAGCAGCAACAGGAUCAGACACAGCAGCAGAGUCGGGGGAUCUUUAGAAGGCUGACUAUCCUUCCAUCGUUUACGCCUUCAUCUUCUGCGCCGGGUCGUGUGAUCGGAUCGAAUGAUGGUGUGUUUGCGAAUUUGGCGGCUAAGCCUGAGAGGGGUGAGAAGAAUGAGGAUUUGCCUCCGUCCUACGAAGAAGCAGCCGCCGAUGCGACUCCGCCGUACUGGGAAACUACUAUCUUGGCGCCAGGCAUCUCGUCCGAUGAGGUGUUCGUGGAUGGACUGCCGGUUGGGUCGAUCUUCUCCUUUGUCUGGAACGCCAUGAUUUCCAUGUCUUUCCAACUGGUCGGAUUCCUCCUCACCUAUCUCUUACACACGACACAUGCAGCGAAGAACGGAAGCAGAGCUGGUCUCGGCCUUACCCUCGUGCAGUAUGGAUUCUACAUGAAAGGCGGAAGCGAUACGAAACCGGAAGAUGGCGGUGAUGCGGACCAAUAUGUCAACCCUCCAGACCCGAACAGCCACAACUUCGACCCCGAUGCAGUAACAGACGGUUCUGGUGGCGAUGGCAGCGGUGCUAUGUCUGCUAUUAGCACUAGCGAGUGGAUCUCCUACGUCUUGAUGAUCGUCGGUUGGUUUAUUUUGAUCCGCGCCAUCAGUGACUUCUUGCGGGCCCGACGCCACGAGCAGCUUGUAUUACAGAGUCCUGACCGUGGACUCGGCGUUCCAGUUAUCGCGGAGGGUGAGAGAGCAGAGACGGUGGUUUGAUACACUUGGCAAACAACAAUCAAAUGGGUUUUCUUCUUGGGACAGCACAGUCAUUAUUAUUGCGUAUAGGUUGGGAAUGUCAUUGGGAGCAUGGAGUUAUGAACAUUUGUUUGUAUGGACAUGGUUGGGUUUAAUAUCAUACGGGGGCAUUAUCCGCCGGCUUUCACUUGAUUUCAAUUUCCCAUUUGUUAUUUUCUUUUUGUUUGUUUCCUUUUGAUGUAUGUUUGAUACUUGGGAUUGCGCAUUCAGCGCACUAAGCAUACCAUGUAGCUAUAUUCGUUGGGAAGAGAUACCAAUCAAGACG
Molecule: messenger RNA, 1559 nt
Organism: Aspergillus glaucus CBS 516.65
Lineage: Eukaryota; Fungi; Ascomycota; Eurotiomycetes; Eurotiales; Aspergillaceae
Product: metal homeostatis BSD2 family protein
Exons: 3
Coding region: 107-1255 (382 amino acids)
Biological process (GO): metal ion transport; vacuolar transport; positive regulation of protein ubiquitination
Cellular component (GO): Golgi apparatus; endoplasmic reticulum; perinuclear region of cytoplasm
Source: RefSeq, a predicted model, not a curated record